This is a messenger RNA of Fonsecaea multimorphosa CBS 102226, 2406 nucleotides long. RefSeq lists its product as uncharacterized. Lineage: Eukaryota; Fungi; Ascomycota; Eurotiomycetes; Chaetothyriales; Herpotrichiellaceae. Gene Ontology annotation, molecular function: nucleic acid binding; ATP binding; RNA helicase activity. Bases 1 to 2406 code for a protein of 801 amino acids. The record is from RefSeq and is a predicted model, not a curated record. The transcript has a single exon.
AUGGCCCGUGCCGUAGACGAGGACGAAUUCGUUCUUACAAUCUCCGACAAUGAGGAUCUGCCUGUCAGCGACAUCGACACGGACGACUCGGAAACGGUAGAGCUCCGCCGCUCCAGCACCAAGCGCAAGCGGGAAGAAAAGGAACCCAUCCGCAAGAAUAAGAAACAAAAGGUUCAAAGAGGGGGAGAUCAGCAUGACGAGGAGCGCAUUGCACCAGACGACAGUUCAGAAAGUGGAGAAGAAACGGGUGUCCAAGAUGGUGCCCUCGAUCCCGAUUUCGAGUUUGACAUCGGAGCGAACCAGCUGCAAGAGGACCUCGAAGAAUUUGACGGAUGGGGCGAGGAUAACAUAGCAGCAAAGAAUCGAGAGCAAAAGAAAAGAGGAGUCGACAUUGACGCCAUCAUUGCUCGUCGCACAGAGAAGAAGGCAAGAUCCAUUGGGUCCAAGAAAUCGGGAGAGAAAGUCGAAGAAUCACAUGGUGGUGAAGGGAGUGACGAAGACGAUGUGGAGAUCCCCGACUUUGAAGACGACGAACUUCUAGCUCCAGAUACUUUCGGUGCGGAUGCUGUCUCUGAAGACGAGGAAGACGAGGCAGAGUCCGAGGCAAACAACGAGCAAGAAGAGGAUGAGGACGAGGACGCCGACAAUGCUUCCGACAGCGACUCAGUGGCAUCUCCCACGGCUCAUCCAGAGGAUCUAGCCUCUGAUCAGUCCGAUGCUGAAUCGCAAACGACUGUCUCGGAAGAUCCUGACGAGAAGGCUAAACGUGCUGCGUUCUUCGCUCCUGAGGACAAAGCAACACAACAGCGCGACAUCAAAUCUGCAUCCUCUUUCCAACAAUUCUCUCUGUCGCGGCCCAUCUUGCGCGGCUUAGCCGCUCUCUCAUUCACUACCCCAACACCCAUUCAAGUCCGCGCCAUUCCCGUCGCCUUGCAAGGCUUAGAUGUGGUCGGGUCCGCCGUGACAGGCUCAGGCAAAACCGCGGCGUUCCUCCUCCCCAUCCUCGAGCGCUUGCUGUACCGGCCCAGAAAAGUCCCCACGACGCGAGUCGCCAUCCUUAUGCCGACCCGCGAACUUGCAGUCCAAUGCUACAGUGUGGCCACUGCACUGGCUCGAUUCACAGAUAUCACAUUUGCGCAAGUCGUGGGUGGCUUCUCCUUGCGCGAACAAGAAACAAUUCUGAAAAAGCGGCCCGAUAUCGUGAUUGCUACGCCAGGUAGAUUUAUCGACCACAUGCGCAACUCGGCCAGCUUUGCCGUCGAGAACAUCGAAAUCCUGGUGCUGGACGAAGCAGAUCGGAUGCUCGAAACCGGAUUUGAAGACGAGCUGAACGAGAUCUUGAGGACCAUCCCCAAAGGGAGACAGACGAUGCUCUUCUCUGCCACCAUGACCGACAGCGUGGAUAAAUUGGUAAGGGUCGGCAUGAAUCGUCCUGUGCGCUUAUCCGUCGACGCCAAGAAGUCUACAACAGCAGGUCUAGUUCAGGAAUUCGUCCGUCUCCGCCAAGGACGAGAGGGUCUGCGUCUGGCUACUUUAUGCGUACUGUGCCUGAAGUUCUUCACCGAACGCACAAUCGUCUUCUUUCGUCAGAAGAAGGAAGCCCAUCGUGUACGUGUUGUGUUUGGUCUACUGGGCCUGAAGGCCGGCGAACUGCAUGGAAGCAUGACGCAAGAACAACGCAUCAGUGCAGUCAAUGCCUUUCGAGACGGGAAAACCACGCACCUCCUUGCCACGGACCUUGCCAGUCGAGGUCUCGACAUCAAGAAUGUCAUGACAGUCGUCAACUAUGAAGCACCGCAGACACAUGAGAUCUAUUUGCAUCGAGUGGGUCGUACGGCCAGAGCGGGCCGCUCGGGCCGUGCGUGCACAAUUGCCGCAGAACCCGAUCGGAAAGUGGUCAAGGCGGCUGUGAAGAGCGCAAGACAACAGGGCGCGAAAGUGGUGUCCCGAGUCAUGGAUGUCCAAGAGGUCGACGCUAUGAAUCGACGGCUUGAAGACCUAGAGCCGGAGGUCGAAGAGAUCCUGAAAGAAGAGAAAGAAGAAAAGCAGCUCGCCGCUACCGAGGCCGAAAUCACGCGUGGAGAGAACAUCAUCAAGCACGAGUCCGAAAUCAUGGCUCGGCCAAAGAGGACGUGGUUCGAGACUGAGAGAGAGAAACGUGAUGCCAAGAAUAAGGGGCGGAUGGAGUUGAACGGGCCGGACGGGGUGGGAAGUGUGAAAGUGCGGACAGAGAAGAAAAAGUUGAGUAAUAAAGAUAAGAAGCGUUUGGAUGAUGCGCGUGAGCGGAAGGAGGGGAAGAUGUGGAGGAAGGGCAAGGGCAGUGAGGAUGCGGUAAAGCGGAUGAUGAAGGAGAAGGGAAAGAAGAAGAAUAAAAAGCACGGUGGAAGGAUGAAGGGUAAGAGGUAA